Nylanderia fulva is the source of this 8474-nucleotide messenger RNA. The record is from RefSeq and is a predicted model, not a curated record. Lineage: Eukaryota; Metazoa; Arthropoda; Insecta; Hymenoptera; Formicidae.
AAUUGCACCUGCACAUCUACGCAUCUUUUUGGAAUGCAUUUCGAGGACGCUUGACAGGAGAUUAUCGUGAUGUCACGGCGUCGAGCGGGGCCGAUCGCGUCGACGAUGACGUCCGGAGGACGGGACAAUCUCGGACCGGAUCUACGCAAGGGAUAAGGAUCACUAAACCGAACGUCGAAUAUUGCCGCGAGGACGAGGACGCACGCGCGAGAAGCAGGGACCGAGAGACGGUGGUGCACUAUGGUAUGCGCGGCGGUUCUUUAUUGCGAGAGAAAAAAAAGGAAAUAAGAGGGAAAAGAAAGAAGAACCUUGCGGUGGAUUUGUUUCACGUCGCUACGCGAGUCUCGCGCGCCGCCGAAAGAUCAUGCUGUUUUUAGCGUCAGCGAAACGCUGAUUGAUCCGCGGCGAGUCUUCAUCAUCGUGCGCGUUCUCUACGUGGGCGGACAACUGUAGCGAGCACAGUGACCGUAAGCGAUGAGAUUUUUCAUCGUCCGGUGACAUUCUCCCUUGCAGGAGAGAAGAAGAGAGAGAUAGAGAGAGAGAACGGGCAGGUGUGUCUUCGCAUCGCCCCACCAGCUCCGCGUGAGUUCCUCGCGGUCUCCGGUUUCGUCGGCGAAACGCGCAAAUGGGCGCCCAGAACUGAAAACAAUCUGAAUUCCCCGGGAGAGACCCGAUGACUGUCGACAAUACGGUGGAGUACCGUGCGUGGAAAGCUCGAGUGUGUUUGAUCAAGAAUGUGGAGGCCUUAGAUAAGGUUACAUCCGAGAUAAAUUAUCUAGGCUCGUGGCUCGACUCGAGAAAUCCCUCGUUCUUUUUUUAGUCAUAUAUUAUCACAAGGCAAACAGAAUGAGUACCUCUCUAGCAUCACUUCAACCAAAUAGCCAAAGCUUGGAAAGACAAAAACAUGUCAGAACAACGACGGAAAGACUUUAUAAUAGUCUUACCAAGAAGAGAAAAGAUCCAAAGCAAAGUGUUCAAAGAAUGUGGAUAAACUACGAAGACUGCAAAGAUGACUUUUGGGCAGCUAUAAGAUCUAAUUAUGAUUAUAUUAUGGAUACUAACUUAAUUGACACUUGCAAGGAAGCAAACGGUGAAUUAACAUGGGAUGAAACGGAUGUGUCGACACAGUCUUGGAAUUUGAAGGAAGUCAGUAGCCAAUUUUUAGAACUUUACUCAUGGUUAAGAAUUCUUCAAGAAUUGGUCUAUUCUAAGGAAGAGAAUCUUUUGGACAAAAGCCUGCGUGCAGCUCAUAUGGAGGAGCUACAACGCAAGGCAUACAGACGAAAAUUAUUUAAUGAACAAGCGGAAAAAUUAGUUUCUCGCGCCCCUGCUUUAAAAGACGAAGUGGCGUGGCGUGUAGAUCACUUGAACGCAAAAUGGGAAUUAGUCGAACAAAUUAUGGCGCCCAUAGACCGACCUGUAUCUAGUCAACAAGAUAUAUCAGCAGAUUUUGAACGUGAGGUAAAAUGUCUUAGAAAAUGGUUACGAGGAAUGGAAUCGCGUCUUCAACCUUUGAACUUCCACGUCAAUUGGACUUUAGCCGAACUGGAAGAAAAAGCGAUAGAGCACAUGGUACUCCAACGAGAUAUUAAGGCGCACGGACGUAUCGUCAGUUCGGUUGUCAAAUUAGGGGAUAAAGUUUUCACGCAGCAACAGGAGCAGAAGCAACAGCAAAAACAGCAACAUCACUUUUCGCAGCCCUUACAGAUAGCAAGAUCAUUGGAACGACGUUGGCAUCAACUGUUUCUACUUGCCUUGGAGUGGCAGUAUCACAUUGAAAUCCUCGUAUCUCGUGUAAGAAAUAAGAACGCCGCGCCUUGCAGUAGCGACAGCGACGAGGAACCGGUCACGAAACAGCCUCGACUCAGCCGCGGACGAUCGCGCGGCUCCGGAGCGGAAUCACCGGGACAGUCCGCUCGCUCGACGCGCACGGAACGCACGAGGCGCGUCACCGGACACAGCUCGGGCUCCGAGUAUCAUCACUCAGUCUCUGGAGGAACGAGGAUCGACCCAUCCGACAGCGACGCCUCUUCCGAGAACCGAUCCGUCGGCGAAGGAUCGUAUUUCGAGGAUGAAUUGUGUCAGCUGUGUGUGAUGGACGCAAGGUCCGACGAACCGGCAAAACGAGAAGCCACUAGUUCCAUUGCGUCUACCGGGGGGGAUCGAGGGGAGGAAGGUGACAUCGAGGACAACGGACUGAGCAUCAACGAUAUGCCGCCCACACCGGAUACCGUACCGAUAACAACGUCGACAGCGGCGAUGCAGGAGACGUGCGACGAAAUCGACGCGGCGGAUACCGUGCAAAUCGAAAGUACGGAAAAAUCUAAUAACGGUCUGCGGACGAAGACCGAGCUUAAACGCUGUGGGGCAACAGAGGUUGCUGCCUCGUUCAAUACGUCCGAUAGAAAAUCAAAGAACUGUGCUACCUUUUAUUUUAAACAUCUGGACACUGAUUCCGAGGCGGAUUGUAGUCAACCAAUCCAGGAAUUGUCAAACACAGUGGACGAUUCCUCCGAGGAAGAGUGGACUUAUACUCCUGCUCGUCGGAAUAAUUCGUUUGUCGUUUCGGAGCAGCGUAGGACGAACGUUGUGGUCCGUUUAGAUUUUGACGAAAGUCCACGGGUGGCUGUGUCAGAAAAAAUGCAUUUCACGCAGGCGAAGAAUGCAGAUAACAAGAGAGAAAUGUCAGCGGAAUGUAUGCACGAUCAUGAUGCUCAGCAAAAAGAUAGCGAUGAUGAAAGGAAGAAUGAUAAGUCAAGUAUCCAGAGGUUAAUUAAAGAAGUGGAAAAUUUGAUUGGCGAGGAGCGACAUACAGCCUCGCGCAGCUUUUCACAGUUAGCAUUCGAGGAGAAGAACAUAACGAAUAAUCAUCGUGCUAAGUACGCGCGCGUGAAGGAAUGGUUGAAGUUGAACGCGUCGAGAAGUUACGAGGGCAGGUCACAGCCAUUAGACAGCUGCGAUGCCAGCGGUGAAUACACGACGGAAGAAUCGGAUGGAGAAAGACAAUCGAUAUCGUCGGAUGAUUUACAAAGCAGCGUCGCGACCUAUCGCCGAUUUGAAGGCGCUCUCGGGUGUAUAUCGCAAUCCCCUUCACAAGAGAUACUCUAUAAUUUUCAGAAAACGCCUAUUAACGAAGUAUCCCCCGACGAGAGUACGCCCAAGGUCAUAAUGCGUUCUAAACAAAAAGUAAAAGGAUCUAGACCGUGGAGCGUUUCUUGUAUCUCUCAAAUCGGAAAUAAUCCUAAUUUGGCUCAGAUAAACGAUCCUAUUUUACCAUUUUCUAUAUCAGAGACCGCGCUUCAUCAGUUAGUCACAACUCCACCUACUAAAUCCGUUUCCUUGGAUGCUACAGGAACACGGAAAUCAUUUAAUUCCACAUCUACUUUAUUAGAAGAGUCUCUUAUAUGUCCUGAUGAUCGCGUAGUCAGAAAUAUUUCAUUCCGCAGAAAGAAAAAUAGAUUACGUAAAAAGACUUUGGGUCGUAAAAGCGAAUCUAGUUCGGAAAGCGUACAUGCCAAUCAUCAUUCGGCGGGUAGCGAUGGUAGCUCGAAUCAGCAACGUUCGUCUCGUAAAAUGAUUCCAAGUCGCACAAUGCAUACAGUUCCGAAAGACAGCUGCCACAGUCGUUCGACGACUCUCGUUAAAUCCGGGUCCUUCUCGGGUUGUACCGUCUACCAGCAAUUACACGCGGAGACGGCACUUUCUAACAAUUCUACGCCGCUCAGACUACUUUGUUGCAAGUCAAUUGCUUCCACGUCGGAGAUUGAAGGCGAGGAUCAUAAUUGUGCUCAAGGACAUCUCGCUUACGAUAAUAAUAUGUUGAAUAACGCGGCGAAUAGCAAAGAACUAACUAGUCAGCAGUUAAAUGUAGACAGUGACGUAGAAAUGAACAGCCUUGGUAACAAUUCGUUAUACGAACAGGCUUGGGAUAAUUACCAGGAGAAGUAUAUGAGUGAAGCUUAUAGCGAACCAUUAGACGUAGAGAUGGCUCGACGAUUAUUGGAUUUUGGAGAUGAUUAUCGAAAUUUUCUCGAUAGUCAGUCGGAGUGCGCGUCCAGUAUAAGCGCAAUUCCUGCUAGUUCGCCAUUGCCUAAGAUUCGCACGCAUCAUGUAAUUGGCGAUAGUACGGAAGAGAGUGAUAGUGAUGAAGAAGAUUUACGAAAAAUCGUAGAAAAUUCACAAUCACAGCUUAUACUUGCUGAAAAUGCUUUCAUAAGAUCCAAUGGUCCGAUUCCUGCAGAACUCGCCGAAGUGGAGUCUGCGUGUAAAGAAAACUUAGGGUGUUUGAAGAAUGUAUUGGAUUCGCUAAACGGAUACUUGCCAAAUGAAAAAUAUUCGAAACAAGUUCGCGGUAUGAUUGAAAGAUGGGAGACUUUGUCAUCGAGAGUCGAACAGGCGCAAACUGCUGGCACUCUUCAACGUGCAUUGACUACCAUGCGAACAAGAUUCAAAGCCAUACACGAUCGACUAUUCGAUUAUGAAAUCGUCUUGGAGCCGCAUCUGCUCGAUGAUCGUAUUAAAAGGAUUGCUGCCGACAUAAAAGUUCUAGAUGACCACAAUACUCCGAUGCGGGCGUUGAAUGUCUCCGCGCAUCGUCUGAUCACUGAUCUCGGUGCAUCCGCGCCCUUAAUCUGCAUAGCCCUCAAGGACAGCGUGGCGGACCUUUAUAGGAUACACGACGAGACCUCACAAAAGUGUAAGCAGCAGUUGCGCGCCUUGCAAGACGUACAACAGUUCGGUACAUGCUUGGCCGAACUCCAAACCGUUCUGCAGAACGACAAAGAAUCUUUGGCGGUCUUGGACGUAGCCCUGCAAGCGGGAGCCACUCCGAGAAUCGCCUCCUCCGUCAUUCACUUCGCCCGGCUUCUAUCCGAGAGACAAGACGUCAAUUGUCAGGGUGACCCGAUGGUGAACGACGCGACGACGGAGGAGGUGCACUGCGCCGUAAAAUUCGCAGCUACUUCCGCGAACAGUCUGACGCAGGAGGGCGGAUCCCUCUCCGAUAGCGGGAUUUCCGACGGAAGCGGAAGCGAGCAGGAGCUGAGCGAGCGCGAGCACAGGUUGGCGAAUCUUCGCCGAAUAUCGCGUAGCCUGGAGGCGCAGCUCGCGCCGGGCAGCAAGGCCCUCGUCGAGUUCAAGAAGAGGAUCGAGGACGCCGAGAGCGAGCUGCGCGAUCUGCAGAGGCAGUGCAGGGAGCUCAUCGUGCGCACGGCGGCGGCGACGAGCAUGGACGCGCGUGCCAUCAAACGAACGGCGGCCAAUCAGAUGCAUUAUCCCGUGGACAAGCGCAAGAAAUCCGAUGACGUCGAUAUAUUCAAGAGCGAUGCGGAAUCGGCGCCGAUCGCGAUUAGCAAAUCUGGCGUCGCCAAGGGUGACAACCCGGACAGCGAGCCGAUUCCACGGGGCUGGAUCUGGCGAAUCCUCAAGUGUUCGCAGUGCUGCUGCUUCGUCCUUGUCUGCCUACAGGUCGUCCUCGUCUGCGUCGAAUACUUCCUGAAGCCGAACUGUUGCGAGACUACGCUAUCUACACAGUUGUUCCCGAUGUGGUCCCGUGAUCCCAAGGGGCCGCCGCCCGUGUGAGCAGAUUAUACGGCAGGUAUACGUUUGCGAUCGAAAAGAAAAAAAUAUCGACACCAAGAAUCGAUGAUUUUUUUGGUGAAAAUACGGAUGAUACGAUAUCCGUUCCGAAACAUCGCGCGCGGCAUCGUUAAUUUCUAACGGUUAAUAAGCCCGCGGGUGCAAAGUUGUUCGCGAUUUUUUUUUCGCGAGCGACAUCGACAUGUUAUUAUAGAUUUGUUUUAAUUCGAAAUGCCUGAAUUCGGCGACGACAUUCGAGAGAGACGAUGCAUGUGUCUACAUGCUUGACGACUGAUUACUCUAGUGCCUUGCUUUGUUUUUAUUAUUUUACUUUUGACAUUUUAUCGACACAAAAAAUUAAUUUCUGGAUAAAUUAUCAUGACGUAUUUAAGUUUAAAAAAAUUCGAUUCCAGCUACCGUAAUAUAUAGGAAAACGAAGGAUACGUUUCAUAUUCCGAGUAUGAAUCAAUGCUACGUCUACCUUUACUCGUGGAAAAAGUUUUAGUUUCUUCGCGGUUAAGCAACUGAUUAAAUUUGCACGAAGAUAUAACGCGGCUACGAAUCUCUCGAACGCCAUAAUUGAAAACAUCUGUAUUCAGAUGUGCUGCUUCUCGAGGAUAUUUUCAUAUCUGUACAAGAACGAGACGACGCAAGUAUAUACAUUGCGAUAUCAGCGCAAUUAUUUUCUCGUCGUUCUGACGUUUCUGCACGAAUCAGCAGCUUAUGUUAUUGUUGAAGUAUAAAUAUUUAUUUAUAUAUGUAUAUAUAUACAGAUCAUAUAUUAUAUAUAUUUUAUUCAUUAUAUAUUAUUCUUCGAAGGAUAAUGUUUAGUUGUCUUGUUGAAGAAGAGAUAAUAUCGACAGCGUAAUAUGGACUUUACGCAGUUUUCAAAGGGAGUUCAUUUACAUUGAAUUUUAUCGGGGAAUAGUACUUGGAUUCCAGAUUAAGCUUCCUAUUUGUUCCAAAACAUUCUCCCGCAUUACCGCUUCUAGUGGUUUCCGUUUUCGUGACAACGAAUUUCAAUAUCUUUUUUCAUUUGAUAUACUUUACGAGAAUUAUAUCGAGAUAUCUGACAUUAGAAGAUGCUAUAUUGGAUACUAUUAAUCUCUGAAAAACAGUUUGUGCAUGCAAAUUUUUCUUGAAACAUGUGCAUGAUAAUUGAUAUAUAUAUCCGAUUUCAAAUAUAAAAUUUGUCGUAUUUAAUUAUAUUGCAACGGGAUUUCUAUUCCGACGAGCUAUUUCCAUGCACUGUGAAUAAUAAAUAUGACUUGGCACAUUAAUAAUUUGGAUGCAUGUCGCAUGUACAUAGUAUGUACAGUUUAGCAUCUAUUGCAUGCGUUUGUAGCAUUCCUGAAAUAUUUUGCACCUCCCGUCUAUUAUUUUAUUUUGGUUUAUUUUAACAUAUGAAUAAUAACAUUCAAUCUAUCGAUGAUACUUAUCUUAACGUCAUAUAUGUCUAAUUGGACGAUAUGUUCAUGUAUUUUGUUUUAACAUGAUUGAAAAUUUUAGAUUAUGAUAUAUUUGAACAAUCAUUUUCUCGUACAUGAGCUUUGCACGAUACAUAUGUGUGUUUUAAGAUUACAAACGAUUCAUUAAUGCAAGAUUAAUAAGAGUUCUAUUGUAAAAAAAAAAUUUCGAAUUUCUAUCACGGGUGUGUCUUUGAUAUUUAAAGGCACUUGGAUUGCAAAUAAAAUAGUGUCUAAUGUAAAUAGAUUUAUAAAGAGAAACGAUUUUUGCGUGCUAUAUACGAGGAGGAAAAAAAGAAUUAUUUUUCCGGAGAGAGAAAUAAUUUUUACAGAACAUUUUUCAAAGGAUAGAAUUUUUGAUAUAGAAUGAGGAUGUGCUGAGGAUGUAAUUUACGGAGACCUAUUUUGUAAAGUCUUUUUGAGAGAAGGAGUACGAUGAAAAGUACGCGAAUGGAUUCGGUUUAUACAUAUCUAUGUAUAUGCCGACCAUUAUGAAUUUAUACAUAUACGUGAUGCGAAGUAACGAGAAAUGCCUUUACGGCCAAUUUUAUUGCAAGCUUACAAUUUGCACGAUGCUUACUAUGUAAGCGUAUUACGUAACGAUCCCGAUCUAUGCCUGUGCAGAUCUUAGAAAGAUCCUCAUAAGAGAGGCGAUACCUUCGGUAAGUCAAUCUUGGCAUUUUGCGGAUUACAUAGAGAUAGCGAACAACAAUCGAUGUAAAAUAAAACAACUGCAACCACGUAAUAGUGGUGAUAUUGCGUGGCUCAAUUUUUUAAAAAUAAUACCGUAAUGUAGAAGAAACGAUAUGGAACGCGGCGCGUGUCUUUCUUUUUGAAAUAGCAGUUAUAAACACUCGCAAAAUGUCAAAUCGCCGUUACUUUACUAGCUAGAUAUUUUGCGAGUUUUUAUUAUUGCCGACAAAAAGAAAAAUCUAGCAUAUCGACUCUCGUAUACGAAACGGUAUUGUGGUCGCCAACAAUUUUAUGUUACGCGAAUACCGCAUAUGCUGCGAAUAAUAAAUAUUCGUUGAGCAGAGUUUUAUCAUGACUGUCUGAGAAAUCGUGGUAUUCACAGUCAUUAUUACGCUCAGACUUGAUUUGAUAGAGAGUUGCAUUAACUAGAGAUAUUCAAUAUCGAUAUCUCUUGGACGAGAAAUUCACACAGUAUAUAUAAUAAGCCGAGUGUGUUUUUUCAUAUUCUCGAUGCACUACGAACAUCGCAUCAAUGAUAUACAGCAGAAGAAAAUAUAUUUUAUUUUAAAAUAUAACGUGCUCUUUGAGAGACGUAAUAGAGAAAGAGAGCUGGCAGGAUGAUAAAAAAGAACAGUACUUUUGUACAUCUCUCCUGUCGUGUCGCAAUAAAUCGCAAAUAACAGCGAUUAUUCUCGAAUAACGAGCAUUAUUAGAUGAAUCGCGAAAUACGCGAGAGAA